Messenger RNA from Komagataella phaffii GS115, 318 nucleotides. RefSeq lists its product as uncharacterized. NCBI's taxonomy places the organism in Eukaryota, Fungi, Ascomycota, Pichiomycetes, Pichiales, Pichiaceae. Bases 1 to 318 code for a protein of 105 amino acids. Gene Ontology annotation, cellular component: membrane. The record is from RefSeq and is a predicted model, not a curated record. The transcript has 2 exons.
AUGGAACACCCUGCUUUUAGUCUUUCAGGUCUGUCUUUAGUUGGAGGAGUCAUGGGAUAUGCCCGUAAAGGUUCCCUUCCUUCCCUAAUAGCUGGAGUCACUUUUUCGGCAAUUUAUGCCGGAGCUGGAUAUUUGCUGAAGAAUAACAUGGAAUAUGGGGUUCAAACUGCUUUGGGAGCCUCCACUCUGAUGUUUAUUGCCGGAAUCAACCGGGGAAUUGUGUCAAGAUAUAAGAAACCCGUUCCAAUUGUUCUGACAAUUCUAGGAGCCGCUUCCACUCUGUACUAUGCUAAGAAGUAUGAAGAAUUUUACCUUUAA